This is a messenger RNA of Austrofundulus limnaeus, 459 nucleotides long. Its product is annotated as probable serpin E3. Gene Ontology annotation, molecular function: serine-type endopeptidase inhibitor activity. Lineage: Eukaryota; Metazoa; Chordata; Actinopteri; Cyprinodontiformes; Rivulidae. The record is from RefSeq and is a predicted model, not a curated record. Gene Ontology annotation, biological process: negative regulation of endopeptidase activity.
UCGCCGACUGCAACACAAAGAGUUUACCCCUUUUUAAACACGGUCUUAUGACUUUUUCAGUCAGAGACGACCUGAAACACAGACUGACAACGCCAGGGGGUCGAGUCGGGACUGGGUGACUGAAGGGUUCUGAACAGCUGGAGCUCACCUGUCUGCAGGACUGAGUUUGUGGACACCUGUUGCAGUCUGUGGACAUGUGUCUCCUGCCUGUGGCUUCACUCCUCAUGUGUUUCUGGUUGGUGGAGAGGAGCCAGUGUAACAGCAGCUUCCAGGACAGCAUGAGGGAGCUCCACCACAGGUUCGCCCUCAGCCUCUACCAGACGCUGACCGAGACCGAGAACAAGUCCAACCUCAUCCUGUCCCCGCUCAGCGUCUCCCUGUCUCUGGCCCUGCUGCAGUUCGGAGCCAGGGGCAACACGCGCUCUCAGCUGGAGGGAAUGCUGGGAUACAGUGUGAACG